This is a messenger RNA of Seriola dumerili (greater amberjack), 915 nucleotides long. RefSeq names its product olfactory receptor 11A1-like. NCBI's taxonomy places the organism in Eukaryota, Metazoa, Chordata, Actinopteri, Carangiformes, Carangidae. The record is from RefSeq and is a predicted model, not a curated record. Bases 1 to 915 code for a protein of 304 amino acids. The transcript has a single exon. Gene Ontology annotation, cellular component: membrane. Gene Ontology annotation, biological process: G protein-coupled receptor signaling pathway. Gene Ontology annotation, molecular function: G protein-coupled receptor activity; olfactory receptor activity.
AUGAUAAACUCUACACAGGUUUCAUAUUUCACUCUUACUGCCUACUUUGACACUGGGGCUUUAAAGUACUUAUAUUUCAUAAUUAUUAUGUCCUUAUAUAUUUUUAUAGUUUGUGCCAAUGUUCUGCUGAUUGUGGUUAUCUGUCUGAACAGAAGCUUACAUGAACCCAUGUACCUGUUUCUGUGCAGCCUGUUUGUAAAUGAACUGUAUGGUAGUACAGGGUUGUUUCCAUUCCUGCUGGUUCAGAUCCUCUCUGACAUUCACACUGUUUCUGUGCCUUUUUGUUUCCUACAGAUUUUUUGUGUUCAUUCUUAUGGAGCUGUUGAAUAUUUAAACUUAGCCAUCAUGUCUUAUGACAGAUACCUCGCUAUCUGUUAUCCUUUACAAUAUAACACACGUAUGACAUUUAAGAAGAUUGCAAUGCUUAUUGCUUUAACAUGGUUAUAUCCUUGUUUUGCAAUGGUUGUUUUGUUAUCUUUGACUUCACCUUUACAGCUGUGUGGGAACAUAAUUUACAAAGUAUACUGUGAUACCCACUCUGUUGUCAAGCUGGCUUGCCCCAGCACCAAUGCUAUUAACAUUUAUGGACUCAUUGCAACUUUUAGCACAAUCUUUGGUGCUUUACUUUUAAUCCUUUACACUUACAUGAAGAUUCUCCUAGUUUGCUCUUCUGGUUGUAAACAGACUAGACAAAAAGCUGUCAGUACCUGCACACCUCACCUUGCAUCUCUGCUCAACUUUUCUUUCGGGGCUAGCUUUGAAAUCUUACAGAGCAGGUUUAAUAUGAGUAGUGUACCUAACAUGUUGCGAAUAUUUUUAUCGUUAUAUUUUCUUACAUGCCCACCACUCUUCAAUCCUGUAUUGUAUGGCCUGAAAAUGUCCAAAAUCCGUGUCAUAUGUAGGAGUCUGAUAUAA